This is a messenger RNA of Colletotrichum chrysophilum, 2034 nucleotides long. RefSeq lists its product as uncharacterized. Lineage: Eukaryota; Fungi; Ascomycota; Sordariomycetes; Glomerellales; Glomerellaceae. The record is from RefSeq and is a predicted model, not a curated record. Gene Ontology annotation, cellular component: membrane. The transcript is spliced from 2 exons. Bases 1 to 2034 code for a protein of 677 amino acids.
AUGUUACACAUCGUGAGCGCAUCGUCGCCAGUGCCCUCUGAAAUCUUUGCGCUUCUUGCGCUGCUUUCCAUCUCAGUCAUCGUCCUCUUCAUUCUGCGCCACUACCUGCCUCUACGAACCACACCGGCAUUCUAUCUUGUGCCGAUCUUUUUCGCAUUAUGGCUGCCCGCAUGCAUGGUUUUGUUAGUCCCGAUCGACCUGGCUUCGAGCGCGAGAACCGACGAUGAGGCAACCCGCGGCGUCUGGCUUCCCCAGCGCAUGCUGUUUAUUCUUCCCAUCCUGGGCGAAUACUCCGACUCUGGAUACCGCGAACCGCAAGACAGCCUCAAGUAUUCACUCCGACAGAAUGCACAGUACCACGUCAUGGUUCUCGGCACGGCUGGUGUCGGCCUUGCGUACCUCUUCAUUAGAUACCAACCUAGCAUUACGACACUCAAGACCUCUUUCAUGGCGCUUGCAUACUUUUACGGUUUGGUUUUUGCGAUAUACCUAAUGGGUCACGGUCUUGUUUCGAUACCCCGACGGCUCUUUCGAUACUCGUCUAUCAGUGGGCGACUGCGGAGAUUACAGAUUCGGGCCCCGAAGUUGUAUGAGAAGAUGGAGGACUCCCUACUGAACCUGGAGGAUGUCGAGUUGCAGGUGUCAGAGCUGGGCCGCCGAAAGACCGGAAGCGCCGUCAAGUUCAGCGAAUGGAUCGACGAGCUCGUCGAGAGCGCCAACCUUCCAGAGUCGCAUCCCAGGUCGACGAUGGGCGUGGCUGUCGAGAGCCGUUCUCUGCCGACUGUCAUUACGGAAAAGUUCAUGGCGGAUUUGUCCAGGAAAUUGAUGCGGGCUCGACAUGCGCGGUCCCGCUACGUGAACGAAUGGAACGAUCUUUUGAAGGAGGCCGCAGAGACACAAGCUAUUCUCGACUCUGCAGCCUCCAAGAAGCUCGAGUUCGGUGCGCCGUCACCCGACGCGGGAUUCUGGGACCGCUUCACCGUACAUACACCAUAUACCCGAUACCUGUACUACUAUCACGGCGAAUCGUACGGCGCCAUCUUUCUCGGAGCAUUUCUGGCGGUGGCCUCGGCCUUGAUUGUUUGGUCUGAGGUGAUUAAGGCUGCAUUCCCUCAGCUGUCAGUCAUCCGCCUUACAGUUGUUCAUCAUUGGGUCGGCGAAAAGGGCCAGGUCGGUUUCGCCGGUCAAGUUAUUUCGGUGCUCUGGCUUCUGUACAUGUGCGCAGCUACCUUUACCACCAUGACCGAGGUGAAGACGUGGCGAGGACGUGCUCUUGUCCGACGCAAUACGGCUUACGAGUCGGCUUUCUGGUACGCUGGCCAGGUCGCCAAGCUGAGCGUCCCUCUGUCCUACAACUUCAUGACAUUCUUGUCUGAAUCCAUUUACUCAAAGACACGGUUUUACGGGUUCCUCGGUCAACUCAUCGACUUCACCCCCAUGGGUCGCUGGGCCGACUACCUGUUCCCCAUCUUCGUUCUCGUCCCCGUUGCUGCCACUCUUUUCGGCCUGUAUGGCAAGAUUAAGCGCAUGUUCGGGUUCGGCGGGGACUUCAUGGAUGAUGAUGAGGGCGAUGGCAGGGUGUUUGGAACCGGGUCUUGGAGAGAGGGCAGAGACUUGAUCGAGCGUGAACUAGGCGGUAACUCUGCCUUGCGACGACGAGAGGAAGCUUUUGCACGGCUUGAAGUUGGCGGAAGGUCCGCACCUGUUUUGACCAUCCCAGGGGCACGCACUGGCGCGGCAGCGUCUCCAGCGAGGUCGCCUGUUGGGGCCACGCAUGAUCGCCAGCCUGGACAAGCGUCUCGCACAAGACCGUACCAGGACGAGGAGCCCGAAGACGAAAACUUCUUUGAGUCUCUCGGUCACCGCAUGAAGAACACAAUUGACACGUUCGAGGCCCCGCAAUGGUUCCAGGACAUCAAGAAGCCCAAAUGGAUGGGUGGCGAUGACGACGAACCAGGCAGCAGCAGCAACGGUGGUGGUGUCGAGUCAGACAUUCGCCGAUGGUUUGGCGGAGAAGGCCGCGUAAGACUGUAA